Messenger RNA from Lagenorhynchus albirostris (white-beaked dolphin), 3293 nucleotides. RefSeq names its product zinc finger protein 425 (gene ZNF425). Lineage: Eukaryota; Metazoa; Chordata; Mammalia; Artiodactyla; Delphinidae. The record is from RefSeq and is a predicted model, not a curated record. Gene Ontology annotation, cellular component: nucleus. Gene Ontology annotation, biological process: regulation of transcription by RNA polymerase II. Gene Ontology annotation, molecular function: RNA polymerase II cis-regulatory region sequence-specific DNA binding; DNA-binding transcription activator activity, RNA polymerase II-specific.
CGGGCCGGCUGGUCUGGGCGGAGCGCGGGACCGUCGUAGGGGAGGUGCCGCGGCGUCGCCUGGAUUCCCGGGUAGCUGGGGGGCCGGGGUCGGGCGGGACCGCGAGGGGACAUGGCCGAGCCGGCUCCGUUUCCCGUGGCAUUUGAUGAUGUGGCCUUAUACUUUCUGGAGCGAGAGUGGGAAAUCCUGGAGAAGUGGCAGAAGGACAUGUAUCAGCAGGAAAUGAAGACCAAUUAUGAGAGCCUUGAUUCCCUGGGCUGUAUUUCUUCAAAGCCAGAUUUGAUCACCUGGAUGGAACAAGGAAGAAUGCUGUUAAUCAGAGACCAGGGACACUUAGAGAAAACACAAAUGACACUUAGCCUUUCUGGUGACCAGGGAACUCUCGGGGCAAAAGAGGAGGAAUGCCAUUUAAAUGGUCUCCAAGAGCAGGGCUUCUGUGCUCCCUUAUCCAAGGAGGAAAGAAAGAUUUUAUCAGAUCAAAGAGCCGCCUUACAACACCCAAGUCUCCAAGAAACAGAGAUUCUAAAUAAUAAAAGCCUCGACAUCACAGCAUCUAAUCAGGACAAGAACGAUCCACGGCAUAAGCCAAUGGGAAGCCUAGAUCGCCUGGAAAUUCCACCAGGUCUGAGACUUUAUUCCUGCUUUGUCUGUAGGAAGGUCUUCCAGAUAAAGAGAGCCUUUGUGAAGCACAAAAGGAACCACCGCGAGAGCCAGUCCUGUCUCCCGAAGCACAAAAACAAGUCCAGGGGGAAGGCGGAGCUCACGUGACUCCGGGCGGUACCGUGUAAGCAGCCUUUCCGGCGCGGCGCGUGCGAGCAGAGCAGCUGUCUCAGGUGCAGCCUGGCCCUGCACCAGGUGGCUCGCCCGGGCCCGUGGCCCUUCCAGUGCCCCGAGUGUGGCAGGGCCUUCCGGUCCAAAGCCGCCCUGAACAAGCAUGUGUGUUCGCCCAGAGGGGAGAGGCCGUUUUCCUGCCGGGAGUGUGGCCGGGGGUUCACCCAGCAGGACGAGCCGGCCGAGCACCUGCGGGUGCACAGCGGAAGGACACCCUUCCAGGGUCCGCAGGGCGGCAGAGGCCCCUCGCGGGAGGCGGCCGCGAGGGCCCACCAGCGGGCACACCGCGGGGAGAAGCCAUUCUCCUGUGACGACUGUGAGCGGAAGUUCACCCACCGGAGCAAGCUCACCGAACACGUCCGAGUUCACACGGGGAAGAAGCCCUUCCGGUGUUCGGAGUGCCAGAGCAGCUUCCGCCUCAAGAGCAGCCUGCGGGCCCAUCUCUGUCGGCACAGCGGGAGGAAGCCCUUCCGGUGCCCAGAGUGCGGCCGCAGCUUCUGCUGGAGGAACGCCAUGGAGGCGCACAAGCGUCUGCACAGCCAGGAGAAGCCCUUCUCCUGCGGGCAGUGCGGCCGGGGGUUCACCCGGCCCUCAAAGCUCGCGCGCCACCGCCGCGUCCACGCCAGGCAGACGGCGUUCCCCUGCGAGCGGUGCGGGAGGGCCUUCCCGCGGCGCUGGGGGCUCACGCGGCACCUCCAGGUCCACACUGAGGAGAAGCCCUUCUCCUGCGCCCAGUGCGGCCGGGGCUUCCACCGCCGCGCGCACCUCGCCGAGCAUCGGCGACUCCACGGCGGGGCCGAGCCCUUCCGGUGCCCCGAGUGCAGGCGGAGCUUCUCCUGGAAGGCCUCCCUGAAUCUGCACCGGCGGCAGCACGCGGGCGAGCGGCCCUUCCCGUGCGGCGAGUGCGGCAAGGCCUACGCUCAGCUGUCCCAGCUCGCCGAGCACGCGACGGUCCACAGCGGGGAGAAGCCCUUCCGGUGCCCCGAGUGCGACAGGGGCUUCCGGCUCAGAGGGAACCUGAAGAGCCACCUGCUCCAGCACAGCGGCCAGAAGCCCUUCUCCUGUGCGACGUGUAGCCGAAGCUUCGCUCAGUGGUACAGGCUCACGGAGCACGUACGCGUCCACAGCGGCGAGAAGCCCUUCCGGUGCCCCGAGUGCGGCAAGAGCUGCUGCCUCCGGGGAAGCUUGAAGGCGCACCUGCACACGCACAGCGGCGAGAAGCCCUUCGGGUGUGCCGAGUGCGGCAAGAGCUUCCUCCAGAAGAGAAGUCUGGAGACCCAUCUGCACCGUCACCGCGGGGAGAGGCCUUUUUCUUGUGCUGAGUGUGGAAGGGGCUUCACCUACCUGGGGGCGCUUAACACCCACAUUGCCAUGCACGCCAGGGAGCAGCCCUUCAGUCUCGAGGUCACUCCACUCAGAAAGCAGUGACAGCUCUGCGUUGGGGCCAUUGGCUCUGUUGGCGCUGGCUGAGGCAGGACGAAAAAUUCAGCCAACAUGCUUCAGCCACACUGGCCAGCACGGAGCAGGCGGCCGUGAGGGCUCCUUGACGAAGGUUCCAGAUAAUCCAGGCACAGCGUCUGGAGACUGGAGGAAAGCAAGCUUUUUGUGGAAGGCGCUGGUCAUCCUGAUGUGAGAGUCAGGUUAGAGCUCCUCCUUUAGCCUUUUUCCCCUCUUUUUUGUAAUAAAGUUUCUUGUGACAGAAGUUCCUUACAUUAUGGGUGUUUUAGUCUGCUGGGGCUGCCAUAGGAAAAUGCCACAGACUGGGUGGCUUGAACCACAGAAAUUUAUUUUCUUACAGUUCUAGAGGCUGGAAGUCCAAUAUCAAGGUGCCAGCAAGGUUGGUGUCUGGUGAGGGCCUGUUUUCCUGGCUUGCAGAUGUCACUUUCCCCCUGUGUCCUCACGUGGCUUUUUUCUGGGUAGGGGUGGGGUAUCUCUGGUAGUUCUUCCUUUAAUACGGACACCAGUCCUAUUGGAUUAGUACCCCAACCCUGUGACCUCAUUUAACCGUAAUGAAUGAAUUUUGGAGAACCUGAUGGUAUAGCCCUAGACCUGAACAAAGUGAAUGAGGAGGCAGAGACUAGGAAUGAGGUGCUGGUGGAGCCUCCUCUAAAUGGAGAGAAAUGCCAAGAAUGGGGAAGAAGCAUGCCCCCCACCAAAUCCAACAGCCAGCUGUUCCUGUCCAUUCGCCUGUCUGGCUCUCCUGAGCCACACCUUGUGUAGCAAUUUUCUCUGUUCUCUGUGAGGUGAUGAUGACUUUUAAAUCUAUAAAUCCAUGUUCAUAUUUCCAGAUUCCUCCUGAUUGUUUCUGACUUCCACAGACAUCUCAAACACAGAUCGCCCAGAAUAAGACUCCUGAUCAGUACCAGCCCUCACUCUAUACCUCUUUUCUUUACACUCCCGUUUUUCUCACGUCAAAAUUACAACUAAUCUCCAGAGCUGUAAACUUGAUAAUGAUCCUAGAU